AUCUGUAUUUCAGAGCCUGGGAAGUUAACUCAAAAAGUGAAGGUCUGGAUUAGUGAGUACUGGAACCUGAUGGAAACCGUGGCUAUCAUCCUGUUUUCGGUUGGUUUUGGCCUUCGCUGGGGUCUCCCUCCCUGGCACACAGCAGGAAGACUGAUCUACUGCAUCGACAUCAUAUUCUGGUUCUCACGGCUCAUGGACUUCUUUGCUGUGAACCAGCACGCUGGUCCAUACGUGACCAUGAUCGCAAAAAUGGCAGCAAACAUGUUCUACAUUGUGAUCAUGAUGGCCAUCAUCCUGUUGAGUUUUGGAGUGGCACGCAAAGCCAUCCUUUCACCACAAGAGCCUCCAUCUUGGAGCCUGGCUCGAGAUAUUGUAUUUGAACCAUACUGGAUGAUGUAUGGAGAAGUCUAUGCUUCCGAGAUAGAUGUUUGCUCAGAAAACCCAUCUUGCCCUCCGGGUUCUUUUCUCACUCCGUUCCUGCAAGCUGUCUACCUCUUCAUGCAGUACAUCAUCAUGGUGAACCUGUUGAUUGCGUUCUUCAACAAUGUUUAUUUAGAUAUGAAAGCCAUUUCUAAUAAGCUGUGGAAAUACAACCGAUAUCGCUACAUCAUGACCUACCAUGAGAAGCCCUGGCUUCCCCCACCUUUCAUCCUGCUGAGCCAUGUGUGCCUCCUGCUCCGAGGUCUGUGCUGUCAUCAAGCUCCAGAUGACCAGGAGGAGGGCGACGUGGGGCUAAAACUAUAUCUGAGUAAGGAGGAUCUGAAAAAACUUCAUGAUUUUGAAGAGCAGUGUGUGGAAAAAUACUUCCAUGAGAAAAUGGAAAGUGUGAAUGGCAGUUUUGAGGAACGAAUCCGAGUGACAUCAGAAAGGGUUACAGAGAUGUACUUCCAACUGAAAGAAAUGAAUGAGAAGGUGUCGUUUAUAAAGGACUCCCUACUUUCUUUGGACAGUCAGGUGGGACACCUGCAGGACCUCUCUGCCCUAACUGUGGAUACCCUCAAGGUCCUUUCUGCUGUUGACACCCUGCAAGAGGAUGAGGCUCUGCUGGCCAACAGAAAGCACUCUAUUCACAGACAGCUUCCUCACAGCUGGAACAAUGUCAUCUGUGCCAAGCUUCUAGGCAGCAUGGAGAUUUCUGGAGAGAAGAAAUUCCAAUAUUACAGUAUGCCCCCUUCUUUGCUGCCGAGCCUAGCUAGAAGCCAGUUUUGCCCAAGAACCCAGAGGGCGCCACUUCUUGAGAUUACACACAGUCAGAGAGAGGCCUCCAAAGUAAGAGAGGACCAGGAGGAACAAGAAACAGAAAAAAGUACAGUUGCUUCUGGAGUGUCCCCAAACAGCCAAGCACAUUCUAAGUAUGGCCAGUUUCUUCUGGUCCCUUCUUUUCCAAAGCAUGCUUCUUUGUUUACAGAAACUGUGUUGUCUCAGUCCAAACCAUCUGUGGAAGCAGGUGAAGAUGUGUUGGCAACUAAACAGGUCCCGCAGAGUGAAGUCCCUGUUCAUCUGUCUGGAGAGACCCCUGUUGUCUUAGACCAGACACUGGUGGCUGAAUCCAAAGACCAUCACGAAGCUGUGGCUCAGAUGGCAGACAAAGAGGACAAAGUGGAACAAGUUCCACCCACUUUGCAUUGCACAGCUGCACCCGUGACUUUGACCUCCCUCCCUUCCCAAGCCAAGAGCGUGCAAACUGGAGGUGGAUAUGUGAACUGGGCAUUUUCAGAAGGUGAUGAACCUGGUGUGUUUAGCCUCACGAAAAAAUGGCAAACCUGCUUGCCCUCCACUUGUCCCAGAGACUCCUCUCAAGGUGAACAAUGCUCAAAGCAGAUUAGAGGCAGAUUCCUGUCAGAUAAUUUGACAAGAUUGGAGCAGAAUAGUGACUGCUCAGAGGUGAUGGGACUCACUCAGACAAGCAGAUCUUUUUGGAUCAAUCCUCUCCACAGAAGCCGACUGCUCAUUAGGAGUCGUAGUUUUAGAUUCUACAAGGAAAACAAACUGAUGAAUAAGAUUAAAAGUCAUUCAACAUCCUCUGAGAUAGAGUCAGCGUGGAUCAAAGCAAGAAUGCUAAUCAAAGACAGGAGACUGUCAAAGAAAAAGAAAAAAUCACAAGGACUACAGGUGCCAGUUAUAACAGUCAACACCUGCUGUCAAAGUGACCAAUUGAAUUCAGAGACAGGAGAAAAUAGCAUUUCAGAAGAGGAGUGCGGCAAGAGCUGGCUGACAGCGUCCAAGUUUAGCCAGAUAAGUCUGGAACCUUAUAUCUAUCAGAAAAUGAAAACUGAGGAAAAUGAGCAACCUGCUGUAGAAGUCAGUGAUUACCUACAGCAGUCUCAAGAGGGUCUGAGUGAAAACUCCUUGUGGAAUUCCAGGAGCAGCAACCUCAGCAGGAACUUCCUGAGGAGAAGUUCAAAUGGAAUUGACAAGAUCUCAUCCUCUUUAAAAAGCCCUCAAGAGUCUCACCAUCAUUAUUCAGCCAUUGAAAGGAAUAAUUUAAUGAGGCUUUCUCAUACCAUCCCAUUUACACCAAUUCAACUGUUCACUGGAGAAGAAGUGACGAUCUAUAAGCUAGAGGAGAGUUCCCCUUUGAACCUUGAUAAAAGUAUGUCCUCUUGGUCUCAGUAUGGGAGAGCUGCCAUAAUUCAGGUGUUGUCCCAAGAGGAAUUGGAUGGGGGCCUCCGAAAAGCAAUGAGAGUCAUCAGUACUUGGUCUGAGGAUGACGUUCUCAAGCCAGGACAGGUUUUCAUUGUGAAGUCCUUUCUCCCUGAGGUUGUGCAGACUUGGUAUAAAAUCUUCCAAGAGAGUACAGUGCUUCAUCUUUGCCUACGGGAAAUUCAGCAACAAAGAGCUGCUCAAAAACUAAUCUAUACCUUUAACCAAGUGAAACCACAAACCAUUCCCUACACACCAAGGUUCCUGGAAGUUUUCUUAAUCUACUGCCAUUCAGCCAAUCAAUGGUUGACCAUUGAGAAGUUCAUGAAUGGAGAGUUCCGGAAGUAUAACAAUAACAAUGGAGAUGAAAUUGUUCCCAGCAACACUCUGGAGGAACUGAUGCUGGCUUUCUCUCACUGGACCUAUGAGUAUACACGGGGAGAGCUGCUGGUUUUAGAUUUGCAAGGUGUUGGAGAAAAUUUGACAGAUCCAUCUGUUAUAAAACCUGAAGACAAACAAUCAAGAGGAAUGGUGUUUGGACCAGCCAAUUUAGGGGAAGAUGCAAUUAGAAACUUCAUUGCAAAACAUCGUUGCAACUCUUGCUGCCGGAAGCUCAAACUCCCGGAUCUAAAAAGAAAUGAUUAUUUCCCUGGAAGGAUUAAUUCCAACUUUGGACUUGAGAAGAAAAUGGAAUCAGCUGAGGGGACUUCAGCAAGAGAAAGGAAUAAAAACGCCCCAGAAGAUCAUACACGACUAUAA
Messenger RNA from Castor canadensis (American beaver), 3402 nucleotides. NCBI's taxonomy places the organism in Eukaryota, Metazoa, Chordata, Mammalia, Rodentia, Castoridae. The record is from RefSeq and is a predicted model, not a curated record.